This is a messenger RNA of Suncus etruscus (white-toothed pygmy shrew), 2280 nucleotides long. RefSeq names its product ankyrin repeat and kinase domain containing 1 (gene ANKK1). The coding region runs from base 1 to 2280 and encodes 759 amino acids. Gene Ontology annotation, biological process: regulation of cell cycle process; protein phosphorylation. Lineage: Eukaryota; Metazoa; Chordata; Mammalia; Eulipotyphla; Soricidae. The transcript is spliced from 8 exons. Gene Ontology annotation, molecular function: protein kinase activity; ATP binding; protein binding. The record is from RefSeq and is a predicted model, not a curated record. Gene Ontology annotation, cellular component: cytoplasm.
AUGGCGGCGGGCAUGGAGCAGAGGCUGGGCAGCCUGACCAUCUUCACUCGGGAUGACUUCGAGGGCAACUGGCUCCUCGUGGCCAGCGGUGGCUUCGGCCAAGUGUUCCAGGCACGGCACAAGCGCUGGCACAUGGACUACGCCAUCAAGUGCUCCCCCUGCCUCCUGCCUGAAGCCACCAGCUCUGAUGUGAAUUGCCUCAUUGAAGAAGCAGCCAAAAUGGAGAAGAUCAAGUUCCAGCACAUUGUGUCCAUCUACGGGGUGUGCAAACAGCCCCUGGGCAUUGUGAUGGAGUUCAUGGCCAAUGGCUCCCUGGAGAAGCUGCUGCCCACCCACCGCCUCAGCUGGCAGCUCAAAUUCCACAUCAUCCAUGAAACCAGCCUGGCUAUGAAUUUUCUCCACAGCAUGAAGCCACCUCUGCUCCACCUGGACCUCAAGCCAGGCAACAUCCUCCUGGACAGCAACAUGCAUGUCAAGAUUUCCGACUUUGGCCUGUCCCGGUGGAUGGAACAAUCCACCCACAGGCAGUACAUUGAGAGGUCAGCGCUGCGUGGCACCCUCAGCUACAUCCCCCCUGAGAUGUUCCUGGACAGCAACCAGGCCCCUGGACCCAAAUACGACGUGUACAGCUUCGGGAUCGUCAUCUGGGAGAUAAUCACGCAGAGGAAACCCUACUCAGGCUUCAGUAUGAUGACCAUCAUCGUCAGAGUGGCAGCCGGCACACGGCCCCCAGUGCAGCCUGACUCCCAUGAAUGGCCCAAUGAAACACAGCACAUGGCAGAGCUGAUGAGAUGCUGUUGGGACCAGGACCCCGAGAAGAGGCCGAGCUUCUCAGAUAUCAUCCUAGACACCAACUUGCUGCUGUCUCUGAUGGACAGUCCCAUAGCUGACCCUGAGAGUGAGGCACUGGCUCGGAAGGUGUCGGGCAAGGCCUCACCGCACUGGCCUCAGGAGGUCAGUGAGGAAGUUGGCCAGAAGCUGGUGGACAGUGAGUCAGGAACAGAUUGGAAGCAAAUCCUGCAGCUCUCAGACACCGAGAGCCUGGCGGCCAGCCUGUAUGAGAACAAGGUGACAGCACUGCACUUCCUGGUGGCCCAGGGCAGCGUGGAGCAUGUAAGACAGCUGCUGGCCCAUGAAGGUGACGUGGACUGCCAGACAGCCUGUGGCUACACUCCCCUGCUUAUUGCUGCCCAGGACCGGCAGCCCGACCUCUGCGCCCUGCUGCUGGAGCACGGGGCCGAUGCCAACCUGGCCGACGAGGAUGGCUGGGCCCCGCUGCAUUUUGCUGCACAAAAUGGGGAUGACCGCACAGCCCGCCUGCUCCUGGACCAUGGGGCUCUCGUGGAUGCCCAGGAACAUGACGGGUGGACCCCUCUUCACCUGGCGGCUCAGAACAACUUUGAGAAUGUGGCACGGCUCCUGGUCUCCCGGCAGGCGGACCCCAACCUACAGGAGGCUGAGGGGAAGACACCCCUGCAUGUGGCUGCCUGCUUUGGCCAUGUGGGCCUGGUGAAGCUGCUCAUAGGCCAGGGGGCAGGGCUGAACGCCCAGCAGAGAAACCUGAGGACCCCGCUGCACCUGGCCGUGGAGCAAGGCAAAGUAAGAGCUAUUCAACACCUGCUGAAGAGUGGGGCAGCUGCCAACGCCCUGGACAAGAGCGGCUACAGCCCCCUGCACACGGCAGCUGCCCUGGGCAAAUACCUCAUCUGCAAAAUGCUGCUUCGUCAUGGCGCCUGCCCUGAGCUGCCCACCGAGCAGGGCUGGACACCCCUGCACCUGGCCGCCUAUAGGGGCCACCUGGAGGUCAUCCAUCUGUUGGCCGAGAGCCAGGCAGACCUGGGGGCCCCUGGUGGCAUGGGCUGGACUCCCCUGCACCUGGCCGCCCGCCAUGGUGAAGAGGUCGUAGUGUCGACACUGCUACGGUGCGGGGCUAAUCCCAAUGCGGCUGAGCAAUCGGGCUGGACGCCCCUGCACCUGGCUGUACAAAGGGGUGCCUUCCUGAGCGUCAUCAACCUCCUGGAACACCAGGCCAACGUGCACGCUCACAAUCGGGUGGGCUGGACGCCUGCCCACCUAGCUGCCCUCCAGGGAAACAUGGCCAUCCUCAAAGUGCUGGUAAAAGCUGGGGCCCAGCUGGACACAGAGGAUGGGGAGGGCUGCACGCCGCUGCAGCUGGCUCUCCAAGACUAUAAGCAGAGUGCAGUAGCCUUUCUCCAGGGCAAGGAGCCUGCCAUGGCCCUUCUGGAUGGACCUGAGCCUGGGGCACAGACAGAAGUCUAG